UGCCGUCCAUUAGUGAAGACCGAACAAGACAGUUGGGUAAGAUGGGCGCACGGGUCGUCCGAAUGUUCCGAAAUUUCAAUUUAGAAAACAGGGUUGUGCGAGAAAUCUCAAAAGAAAAGCCCCGAUCUGCACCAAGGCACAAGCUCACUCACCCGACCACUACUGAUCCAGGUGAAGCUGAGAUUUCAUCGGGUGCUGUCCACCAGAAGAACGACCCAUUAUUGUUAAAUUUGAAGUCGGUGUAUGUGGAGUCGAAAGAUGAAACUGCAAGUCCCGUUAAGUCAUUAAAGGAAGUGUCUGUGGACGGAGAAGCAAAGACCCGUCCGAUGAGGUUCACUCUUCCUGGCGAUUCACAUAGCCUAGCAAAUGUGGAAAACAUUCCUCACGGCAAACUGACCAUCAUGGAGGCUCUCAAGGCUCUUAGCAGCCAUCAGAGUCAGCCUCAAACGUGGACAUCACAGAGAAUUUCAGAAGAAUAUUCUCUGAAUUUGAAAGAGACUAAAUCUUUGCUUGAGUUUUUCGUUCCCUUUCAGAUUCAGAUUAUCCGACCCCAGAUUUCAAAUGUUAAACAAUUGAAGGCUUCAUAGGAGUGGAUCGUGAACAAAAUUGAUUUGGAACAAGUUUGUGUUCAACAUUUAACUUGAAUAUUUAUUUGAAUUAUUUUGAUUACCUGGUCUAUACAUCAGAUGUGUCUUGUGAGACAAAAGUUAUGAAUUGAACAAAGUACUAUUGCAAUAGUGUGUAAAAAAAAUUAUAAUAGUCACAUUGACAUGAAAGAAAAAUAAAUCUCUGAUGUCGAAUAACUCAA
This is a messenger RNA of Syngnathus typhle (broad-nosed pipefish), 808 nucleotides long. RefSeq names its product NADH:ubiquinone oxidoreductase complex assembly factor 4 (gene ndufaf4). NCBI's taxonomy places the organism in Eukaryota, Metazoa, Chordata, Actinopteri, Syngnathiformes, Syngnathidae. Gene Ontology annotation, cellular component: mitochondrion. Gene Ontology annotation, biological process: mitochondrial respiratory chain complex I assembly. The transcript has 3 exons. The record is from RefSeq and is a predicted model, not a curated record. The coding region runs from base 42 to 587 and encodes 181 amino acids.